ACCUAAAGACAACGAGACGAGGUCCACACUAAUGUACAAAUACAUCGUCCACGAAGAUUCAGUGCCCCUUAACAACAAUAAUGUCAUUCAGGAGGACACAUAUGAGUGGGCACUCAAGAGCUGGUCCCAGUGUUCAAGACCUUGUGCUGGAGGAUUCCAAUACACCAAAUAUGGGUGUCGUAAGAAAGGUGACAACAAAAUGGUGCACAGAGGCUACUGUGACAUCAACAAGAAACCCAAACCUAUUCGAAGAAUGUGUAACUUACAGGACUGCACACAACCACAAUUUCAUUUGUCUUCUGACAGAUGGAUCACAGAGGAGUGGGAACAUUGUACUAAAACCUGUGGGAGCUUGGGAUACCAAAUCCGCACCGUGCGCUGUGUCCAGUUCCUUCAUGAAGGCACAAACCGCUCCAUCCACAGCAAGUAUUGCAGCGGGGAAAAGCCUGAGAUCAGGAGGCCAUGUAACAGAGUGCCCUGCCCUGCCCAAUGGGGAACCGAGGCCUGGUCAGAGUGCUCGGUGUCCUGUGGAGAGGGUGUGGUACGACGUCUGGUCACAUGUCGCAUUGGAGAUCAAUGCACCGGUGAGAAGCCUGAGUCACACAGGCCCUGCAGGCCAGGACCCUGCCAUGAUGAGCCAUGCGGAGGAGACAAGUCCAUAUUCUGUCAGAUGGAGGUUCUGGCUCGUUAUUGCCCGAUACCAGGUUACAACAAGCUCUGCUGUGAAUCCUGCAGUAAGCGAAGUGGCACUUUUGCUCCUCUUCUGCACGAAGCUGCUAAGACGCAGGAGGAACUUCGCUUUGGUUCAGCCUCCCAACUUCUGGAGACACUCUCAGCCUCUGUAAAUGGAACUCUGAAAGUCCCUCAGCAGCACCAGCGGGGAUCCUCGUCACAAGGCCAAUUUGCCAAGCAGACCGCCACUCCCCCGCCUCGCAAAUCCAAUACCGAGAACAGCAAGACUCAAAAGCGCCUGAAACCCGGUGCAAGGAAUCUGCCUGCAAUGACGAUCCAUAGCUUGUGGAACAAGGACGCCGCUAAAGAUGCACCAUGGCAGCUGGAAAGUUUCCAAGAGAGUCAGUGGCCGACAGCAUCAUCCGAGGUGGAGAGAUGAAGGCUAGUUUGUCUCUUUCUUCCUCUGGACUCUCUCUUAUUUGUUUGUUGUAGACAUUAGACAUAACAUUCAUCUUUCCCUUCACAUCCUCCUCAAUAUAUU
Messenger RNA from Sinocyclocheilus grahami, 1213 nucleotides. Its product is annotated as A disintegrin and metalloproteinase with thrombospondin motifs 3-like. Bases 32 to 1111 code for a protein of 359 amino acids. Gene Ontology annotation, biological process: extracellular matrix organization; proteolysis. The record is from RefSeq and is a predicted model, not a curated record. Gene Ontology annotation, cellular component: extracellular matrix. Lineage: Eukaryota; Metazoa; Chordata; Actinopteri; Cypriniformes; Cyprinidae. Gene Ontology annotation, molecular function: metalloendopeptidase activity. The transcript has 5 exons.